AUGCUCGCCGGCGGCGAGGACGGCAACGGCCAUCCGCCGCGGCCGCGCAGGCCGCGGCGCCUCGGCGGCAUGGGAUCUCCUUCGGGCCAGGCAGCCUCGGCUCUGCCGCACCCCGCUCCGCCCCCCUGCACCGACUACGACAUGGCCUAUUUCAAGGCCUACUCCCACAUCGGCGUCCACGAGGAGAUGCUCAAGGAUCAUGUGAGGACUAAUACUUACAGAAAUGCUAUCAUGCACCACAAAGAUCUAAUUUCAGGCAAGGUCGUAUUGGAUGUUGGCUGUGGCACUGGCGUUCUUUCUAUAUUUUGUGCUUUUGCUGGUGCCACUCGGGUCUAUGCAGUCGAUGCAAGUGAUAUUGCGUUACAGGCAAUGGAAAUUGUGAGGGAAAAUGAGCUGUCUGACAAAGUCAUUGUUUUGCAUGGACGAAUCGAGGAUGUCGAAAUUGAAGAAAAAGUUGAUGUCAUUAUAUCUGAAUGGAUGGGCUAUAUGCUUCUAUAUGAGAGUAUGCUGGGGAGCGUAAUUUUUGCUAGGGAUAAAUGGCUUAAGCCAGGGGGUCUUAUUCUUCCAUCUCAUGCGUCGCUUUAUCUUGCGCCUAUUACAAAUUCGCACAGAUAUCAGGAUAGUAUUUACUUCUGGCGAGAUGUAUAUGGUAUAAAAAUGUCCUGUAUGAUGCCUCUUGCAAAACAAUGCACAUUCAUGGAGCCUUCUGUUGAGACAAUUAGUGGCGAGAAUGUUUUGACAUGGCCAACGGUGGUUGCACAAGUGGAUUGCUAUACCAUACAAGCUCCAGAUCUUGAAACUAUUACCGCUGCAUACAAGUUUACAUCAAUGUUGCAAGCUCCAUUGCAUGGAUUUGCAUUUUGGUUCGAUGUCGAGUUUAAUGGACCAGUUCGCCAGAAAUUCAAGAAGCAAACAAGCCAACCCUUGGAUGUCAAUAUGCCAAAUUACAACCCAAGCAAUAAAAAGAAAAAGGCAGAUGUCUCAAUUGUUCUGUCAACUGCCCCAGAGGACGCCCCUACUCACUGGCAGCAGGUGACUCUCCUUUACUUAUUUGAACCUAUCGAGUUAAAGAAAGACCAAAUUAUGGAAGGUUCUGUUACCAUAUCUCAGAGCCAGCAACAUGCCCGCUUCCUUAACAUUUGCCUGAAAUAUUUUACUGGAGACCAAUGGUACGUUAAAGAAUCCGUGAUGCGAUAG
Molecule: messenger RNA, 1197 nt
Organism: Triticum turgidum subsp. durum (durum wheat)
Lineage: Eukaryota; Viridiplantae; Streptophyta; Magnoliopsida; Poales; Poaceae
Source: the annotation of a GenBank genome assembly